Messenger RNA from Seminavis robusta, 1653 nucleotides. NCBI's taxonomy places the organism in Eukaryota, Bacillariophyta, Bacillariophyceae, Naviculales, Naviculaceae. The record is from the annotation of a GenBank genome assembly.
AUGGUUUUGCUGAUGAUAUCUAAUGGGGUGUCUUUCUUCCUUGGUGCCUUCUUGUCCCUGCAUGCCUUUGCCGGUCAUUGUCCUUCUCCUUCUUCACAAAGUGGUUCAAUGUCGCUGCAAAGCGGGGCCUUGCGAACUCUUCGAAAUAAUGAGGAAAGUGAGAAAUGCACCAACGAAUCUCUGUUUCCCGAGGGCGUCCAAAGAUUUGCAUCUGGAAUUUCCCAUGUGAAGAAAGAAGACUUUACCAAUACAUUCGAUCUUGGAGUUCCAAUUGACCAGCCCAAGAAGGGAGCCGAGGAUGUGCUCAUUCUCUACAACAAAAAAGGCGCCAUGCCCAAAAGGUUACAAUCGUCGUCCACACCCAUGGAACUUCUCAAAACAGAUGAGGCUGUCGAACAGUGUGAUUACAUGAAUGUGAUUCUCACCAAUUAUGACCCUGGAAGAGCACAAUGCACAGUGAUUGUCCCACAGUACGAAUCUUACCACAUCCAAAAAUACAUGAGAGUCCCACAAACUGGUCACAGAGAACUGAAUAGCAAAUAUCCUCUGGAGCCCGUUUCCAGAGGACAUCAAUCCAAUGGAAUUGAGCAAUUUUUGCCUCCCAAGGCAUCAGAUACCCAGAAAAAUUGGGAUAUGCUACGGACCUAUUUGGCAUCAAUUGAUGAUGUCUUGAAGGAACUGAGACCCAUUGUGGACAAAAUUUCAAUCAAGAACACUGUGGUUGUCAUGGUCUGCAACCAUGGCCAGUCUGAGUUGCUUCUGAACUUUGCUUGUUCAGCAAAGUCCAAGAAUUUGGACAUCUCAAAUGUACUUGUCUUUGCAACAGAUCAAGAAACCAAAGAGCUUGCAGAAAGUGUUGGACUCUCUGCCUACUUUGAUGAACGAAAUUUUGCUGACGUUCCACUGGAAGCAGCUGGCCGUUAUGGUGAUAGGAAAUUUGUUGCAAUGAUGAUGGCUAAGGUCAUUUGUGUACAAGUUGUGGGCCUUCUUGGUGUUGACAUUCUGUUUCAGGAUGUGGAUAUUGUGUGGUUCAAAUCUCCACUUAGUUUCUUCCACAAUGAACAGUCACCAAUCUAUAGCUUUGACGCAUACUUUCAGGAUGAUGGGGCUCAUUCAGUGAGAUAUGCGCCAUGGAGCAGCAACAGUGGAUUCUACUAUCUUCGAUACAACGACAGAACACAAUACUUCCUAAACUCUUUGUUGAUGCAUGGAGACUUGAUUUUGAAAACUGAUUCACACCAACAAGCCUUAGUUGCUGUCCUUUCAGAACACGCCAAUCUGUAUGGCCUCCGAGUGAAAGUUCUGAGUCGUGAUGAAGACGAUUUCCCAGGAGGGUAUCAUUUUCAUCAAAAGACGGGCAAGUACAUGAAAUCAUAUUUCAAAGGCCACAAGAAGCCCUAUCUGAUGCACAUGAGUUGGACCAAGAACAAGGACAACAAACUUCUUUUUUUCAAACAACUUGGUGAAUGGUAUCUUAAUGAACAAUGCAUCAACAGAAAGCCGGAUGAAAUUCAUAUUCCCAAGGGCGAUGACUUUGUCAGUACCUGUUGUUCCAAUACGGCCCUGUUCUCAUGCCAUUAUCGAGACAAACCUAGCAUCAAACCAUGCAAGGAUAGCCCUCCGAUUGAUAAGGGUGGCAAAUCCUUUUGGUAG